CGUCAUGUAUCCACCACCACCACUGACUAACUUCCUAUAGCACCUCUCACCUGUUUCCUUGUCAGCUUCUUCUCAUUUCUCAGAUUGUUUUGUCGGAGGAUCGUCAUCGGAGGUGGCAGUUGGUCGUUGCUGGUUGUUGGACUUGUGAUGAGUGAGGAGGUGAUAAGCACCGCCGCCGCUGUGGGCCGUCGUGACCUUUUCGUCUUCUCAUCACCCCCACGUCUCGGCAGUGGUGGUGGCAGAGUGACGAAGAUAUAUCAGAGGGAGGAAAUUAGGUCAGCUUCUUCUCCAUCUGCGGUUGCCUCAUCAUCGUCACUAACAGCAGUAGCAUCGUCAUCAGCAGGUGGUCUUGGAGGUACAAGAAGCGCAACUGUUCGUCCACGUCCAGCCACUGCGACAAAUGGAUCAUCAAAUGACCAGACGGCGAACGGGGGGCCGAGGUCGACAGAAUCCAUUGGCUCCUCAAGUCACUCGUUCCUAUUCCUCGGGUUGAUCUUUGUAUUUUCAUUGAUUGCACUCUUCUGGGUGUACAGCACUUUCCCAAAUUUGGAACCAGACGAAAAACAGUAUAUAAAAUUGCCGAGAAAUAUAGAUGAUGCCAAAAUGUUAGGAGGUGUUUUAAAUAGAUACAAAGAUAAGUAUUACAUGAACGUCUUGUGUGGCGUAUUCGUUGUCUAUAUUUUUCUACAAACUUUCGCAAUUCCUGGCUCAAUUUUUCUAUCAAUUCUGUCCGGAUUUCUGUUUCCGUUUUGGCUGGCGUUAUUAUUAGUCUGCUUUUGCUCAGCAACUGGAGCCUCAUUUUGUUACGGGCUAUCGUGGUUAGUUGGAAGAAGGAUCAUUUACAAAUAUUUUCCCGAACGAGUUGAUCAAUGGUCUGCUACCGUGAACAGCCACCGGGACAAUAUACUGAACUAUAUAAUAUUUUUAAGAAUAACACCAUUCUUGCCAAACUGGUUCAUCAACAUCACCUCGCCCGUACUUGGGGUUCCAUUAAUUCCAUUCUGGACAGGAACCUUUAUAGGUGUCGCUCCUCCUUCAUUCGUUGCAAUCCAAGCUGGUACCACUCUCAACCAGUUAACAUCCUCCUCUGAUGCUCUAAGUUGGACUUCACUCAUAGUACUAGUAGUCCUUGGUCUCUUGUCACUGAUUCCCGUACUGAUGAAGGACCGGCUCAAGCGAAAAUUUGAAUGAAACCUCCACAAUAUAAAUAGUAAAUGGGAUCAACCAAAAUUUUUGUUAUCACAAUAGUCCGGUCGUACUGUAAGACAUGAGAAUGUUAUUGACCGCACACACUGACUGACUUAUAACUUCUUCACAGUCCCUAAAUUUAAGAUUUUAUGCAUAAUAAUUAUAUCAUUAUUCUAGUCGUACUUUUACCACAGUAUAUGAAACGCGAAAGAAGCAUAAUACAAACUAGGAUGCAUUCGGCACAAGUGGUUUUAUGUGUGUGUGUUUUGUUAUUGUUAUUAAUGUCACCCCCGUUUUGGGAUAUAGUAUAGUGUCUGUUGAAUAAUGACGGUUUUAAGUCCUAAUAAGUCUAGGUUAUGACGAUGUAAAACGAAAAGGUAAUCAUUUGAAAGUCGUGAUAGACCGAUAGAUAUGCGUGAUUAGAUUUAAAGUCAAAUGGGAAACAUUGAGCUGUACAAAUAACUGUAUGUGUUAUUACAAUAUUUGUACCUUUUUUGGCCUCACAGAGCCUGAGUAGUUGCAUAAUGUUUUUAGUUCGUACAAUAGACAACUACAUGUAUCACUUCUCUUAUUUAGCUUAAUUUCACUUAAUCAUGAACAAUCAUAUUUUGUGUUCAUUGAUUUCCUUCUCUGGGUCUCAUUUAUUUUAUUUUGGUAUUGUGGAAUUGCCUUGCUGGAAGUUUUUAUUACAAGUUCGCCUAGUUUUGUAAAAUUAUAACGUAUUGGAAAACGUGAAUGUGCAGGUUAAUGCGGGUAUCGUAUAUCAUUCCGAAGUUCAUAUCACGGUCAAUUGUUCCAUAGUACUACAUAUACGUCACGGCAUUAUUGUUGCCUUAUUAAAUAAUGCCAAAGAGAAACUGCACUUUCUUCUGUCCAUACCUCAUGUUUUUGGAACAUGCUUAAUAGCCGAUUAGUGAAUCUUGUAACGCAGUAGCAGUAUCAAUAGGUUUUCAUUGUGUGAAACUGAACUUAUACUUUCUUCAUUAAGUCGUAUCGAUGAGGAGCUGGAGACAAUAAACAGUUGCAAAUUA
Molecule: messenger RNA, 2219 nt
Organism: Folsomia candida
Lineage: Eukaryota; Metazoa; Arthropoda; Collembola; Entomobryomorpha; Isotomidae
Product: transmembrane protein 41B
Exons: 6
Coding region: 148-1191 (347 amino acids)
Cellular component (GO): endoplasmic reticulum membrane
Source: RefSeq, a predicted model, not a curated record